AUGGAGCCCCCGCAGCGGGCUUCACGGUGCGUCCGGAACGGGGAGCUGCUCCCCGGCCGCCUCUGGAAGGACUUGGGCGAGCUGCAGAGCAGCGGCGAGGGCGAGACGCGUCGGCAGGCGCUGGGCAAGCAGCUCCUCCGCCCGCAGCCGGAGGACAGGUGCAGGCGGGAGCGGGACGCCGGCGGGCAAGGCGGGGACGGGCUGCCCGCGCUGGAGUCCGCCUACGUCUCCAUCCUGCAGGGGCUGGGUGAGGACCCCGCCAGGGAAGGGCUGCUCCGCACUCCCCGUCGGGCGGCCGAAGCCAUCCAGUUUCUCACCAAAGGCUACCAAGAAACCGUCGGAGAAAUACUCAAUGAAGCGGUUUUUGAUGAGGACCAUGAUGAGAUGGUGAUUGUGAAGGACAUAGAUAUGUUCUCCCUUUGUGAACAUCAUUUGGUACCUUUCUUUGGCAAGGUGCACAUUGGAUACUUACCAAGGAAGAAAGUGGUUGGCUUAAGCAAACUUGCAAGAAUUGUUGAGAUAUUUAGCCGAAGACUUCAAGUCCAGGAGCGACUUACCAAACAGAUUGCCCUGGCAGUGACAGAAGCUCUGCAACCUAUUGGAGUGGCUGUAGUCAUAGAAGCAUCGCACAUGUGCAUGAUCAUGAGGGGAGUUCAGAAAAUGAGCAGCAAAACCAUCACCAGCGCCAUGCUUGGAGUCCUGCGGGAAGAUCCAAAAACCCGGGAGGAAUUUCUCACCUUGAUCAAGAGUUAAGUGGCACUGCUUGUGGCUCUCUGUGGGCUUGGACGCCACACUAAAAACCAAUUGCCAAAACCUAAUUGCCUUAUGUGAGACAGUUUUUCCAGAGCCUGCGUGUGUGGAGGCAGCGGGGGUGGGGGGGGGGAGAGAAAAAGUGACAGGACAAGAAAGAACUGAAUCACAGCUUUAUUCUCACUUCUGGGUAACACCACAAAAUGUUGUUAAACAUUUGCUUGGCGAUGCAAGCACCUAGCUCUGUUAUCCAGAAAAGAAACCAGGCAUUCUUGCUUGGAUAUGUAUGGGAAUUCUCUUUCUGUUCACAAUCCCAAAUAUGGGCAUGAGCAUUUUUAAAUGAUAUGUUUACAAAUACUCAAAUUUGCAAUCUUAUUUGAAAAAUGUGUGUUUUUUAAUACAAGUGUACCUUAAAAUGCACAUGACUUAAAAAAACAACAA
Messenger RNA from Varanus komodoensis (Komodo dragon), 1191 nucleotides. RefSeq names its product GTP cyclohydrolase 1-like. Gene Ontology annotation, biological process: tetrahydrobiopterin biosynthetic process; tetrahydrofolate biosynthetic process. Gene Ontology annotation, molecular function: zinc ion binding; GTP cyclohydrolase I activity; GTP binding. Bases 1 to 753 code for a protein of 250 amino acids. The transcript is spliced from 6 exons. NCBI's taxonomy places the organism in Eukaryota, Metazoa, Chordata, Lepidosauria, Squamata, Varanidae. Gene Ontology annotation, cellular component: cytoplasm. The record is from RefSeq and is a predicted model, not a curated record.